Ruditapes philippinarum (Manila clam) is the source of this 1354-nucleotide messenger RNA. Its product is annotated as nucleoporin SEH1-like. The record is from RefSeq and is a predicted model, not a curated record. Gene Ontology annotation, cellular component: nuclear pore outer ring; Seh1-associated complex. Gene Ontology annotation, molecular function: structural molecule activity; protein binding. Gene Ontology annotation, biological process: positive regulation of TORC1 signaling; cellular response to amino acid starvation. The transcript has 12 exons. Lineage: Eukaryota; Metazoa; Mollusca; Bivalvia; Venerida; Veneridae. Bases 114 to 1211 code for a protein of 365 amino acids.
AGACGCCUUACGUUUUUACACGGCGGUAAAUUAAAGAUGGCGAACUUCACAUGCUAAAAGAAAACAAAAAAUAUUUUUUGUCAAAUUUUGUAAUUACAGCUUAAUAAGCCAAAAUGUUUGUAGCCAAAAGUAUUCAGUCUGAUCAUAAAGAUUUGAUACAUGAUGUAUCAUACGAUUUCCACGGUCGAAGGAUGGCAACUUGCUCCAGUGACCAAACUGUAAAGAUCUGGGAUCAGGGAGAAGAUGGGGAAUGGAUCUGCAGUGCUAGCUGGAAGACACACAGUGGCUCAGUUUGGAGAGUGACCUGGGCACACCCUGAGUACGGCCAGGUUGUUGCCACAUGUUCGUUUGACCGUACAGCUGCAAUCUGGGAGGAAAUGGUGGAUGAGGUUCGGUCAGACGGUCAACACAGAUCGUGGAUAAAGAGAACAAGUCUAGUAGACAGUAGAACAUCAGUAACUGAUGUAAAAUUUGCUCCCAAACAUUUAGGCUUACAGCUGGCAACAUGUUCAACAGAUGGUAUUGUACGUAUAUAUGAGGCCCCUGAUGUAAUGAAUCUCAGUCAGUGGUCUCUUCAGCACGAGAUUACGUGCAAACUAAGAUGCAGUUGUCUUUCAUGGAAUCCUUCAAGAAGGCAUUCCCCAAUGUUAGCAGUAGGUAGCAACGAUUCCAACACUGCAGCAGGCGGGAAAGUGCAAAUUCACGAAUAUAACGAUGCCACAAGAAAAUGGAACAAAGUAGAAACUCUUGCCAUGGCGACAGAUGCAGUACACGAUGUUGCCUUUGCUCCAAAUUUAGGACGCUCGUAUCAUCUGCUGGGUAUAGCUAGUAAAACAUUGAAGAUAAUCAUACUGGAUCCUUUAAGGAGAGAUGCUACAUUAAGUGGUCAGACGGGGCUUACAAAAUUUGAACUGAAACAAAUUGGUGACUUCAACGAUCAUGAUUCACAAGUAUGGAGAAUAUGUUGGAAUGUUAUAGGAACUGUACUGGUGUCAUCAGGGGACGAUAGUUGUGUCAGAAUGUGGAAAGGUAAUUAUUUAGGCAACUGGAAAUGUAUAUCUGUGAUGAAAGGCGACGGUACCCGGGCAGAAGCUAGCAAUAGGAAUCAACAGAUGGUUAACUCGCAAGAGUUUGGAAAACAGUCAGGCCAAAUACCACCAAGAAGUCACCGUCGACAAAGCGACGUUGCCUAUCAUACAGAGAUGUUUUGAGCAUGUUAAAGGGCGCCAGCACAGGGUGUUAUGAAUAUAAGAAGAAGUGAUGGCUGGCCAACUUUCAAUACUAAAAAGGACCAGAGUAAAAUCGUGUUUUGAUGAUUAUUCAACUUAAAAGACAGUUUUGGAUAUCAAACAAU